UCCUCAGCUGUUUAGAUUUCUUGUUUGACGUUAAUUAUUUCAAUGUUGCCGCGUACUUUUAACGCAAUCGUUUCUAUAUCGUUUUUUUCACUGUGGAAAUAACGAACUUUCGUCAUGGUGCUAAACGAAGUGGAUAAAUUUCUCCACGAGCUAGAGAAAGCCGAAUUGGAGGCGCCUGGCGGAGUCGCGACAGCACAGACGUAUGCUCAAUUAUUAGCCGUAUAUCUUUAUCAAAAUGAUCUAUGCAACGCUAAGUACCUGUGGAAGCGGAUACCGGCGGACCUGAAAAGCGGAAGUGCGGAACUCGGCCAGAUAUGGGUGGUAGGUCAGCGCAUGUGGCAGAGGGACUGGCCUGCGGUUCACGUCGCCCUUAACGAAGAAUGGAGCGAGGAUGUUUCUGAUAUCAUGGCAGCUUUGAAAGACAACGUUCGAGAAAGGGCCAUCAGCUUAAUAUCCAAGGCUUACUCGUCGCUGAAAUUAACCGUGUUCGCAUCGAUGACCGGUUUGCCGUUGGAAGAAGCUUGUCGAGUCGCCGUCGAAAGAGGCUGGACGGUGGAAGGAACAAUGGUGCAGCCGUGUAAAAUGAAAGAAGAGACCAAUCUCGCGAGCGAGGUCUGCCUUACCGAGGAUCAGCUGUACAAACUCACGCAAUUCGUGUCUUUCUUGGAGAACUGAAGGAGCAGCUAGAGGGUCGUCAAUGACGAGAAGCGCACGCACCACGAAGACCCAAUCGACAGUACUUUAAACUUAGUUUUACCUCGUAAUCGUAUUAUAUAAAGGAGGAAGUGUGCUUCAAAGGAGGCACCUGUGUCCCUUCCCUAAGUAUAUACCUCGGUCUACCUACGCGUCCUGCCCAUUCAAUCGGAAGAUCCAUUCGACGAAGCUCGCUGCAAGCGUGGAGUCAACAACUCGAUUAAUCAAUAACCUGCUGCUGCGUGCGGGGAAACUGGCAUUUUCUAGAAGAGCUGCCACUUCUACAACGAAGGAACGAAAGAAAAAGAAACAAAACAAAACGGGUGAGAGAAAGGGAGAGAGAGAGAGAGA
Messenger RNA from Habropoda laboriosa, 1044 nucleotides. It is a transcript of the gene CSN8, whose product is annotated as COP9 signalosome complex subunit 8. Gene Ontology annotation, biological process: COP9 signalosome assembly; protein deneddylation. NCBI's taxonomy places the organism in Eukaryota, Metazoa, Arthropoda, Insecta, Hymenoptera, Apidae. The record is from RefSeq and is a predicted model, not a curated record. The transcript is spliced from 4 exons. Gene Ontology annotation, cellular component: COP9 signalosome. Bases 115 to 675 code for a protein of 186 amino acids.